Myiozetetes cayanensis is the source of this 581-nucleotide messenger RNA. RefSeq names its product reticulocalbin-3-like. The transcript is spliced from 4 exons. Gene Ontology annotation, cellular component: endoplasmic reticulum. The record is from RefSeq and is a predicted model, not a curated record. NCBI's taxonomy places the organism in Eukaryota, Metazoa, Chordata, Aves, Passeriformes, Tyrannidae. The annotation marks the transcript as partial. Gene Ontology annotation, molecular function: calcium ion binding.
AGGAGGAUUUCAGGGGUCUCCGGACCCCAGGGUCACCGGCGUGCCCUGGGCCGGGCCCGGCGCCGCUUCGGGGGCCGACGGGGACGGGGACGGGGGGCUGGGGGGGCCCGAGCUCGACGCCUUCCUGCACCCCGAGGACUUCGAGCACAUGCAGGACAUCGUGGUGCAGGAGACGAUGGAGGAUUUGGAUCGGGACGGGGAUGGAUUCAUCCAGCUCGAGGAGUACAUCGCCGACCUGUUUGAGGGUCCCCCCGGGGGUCCCGAGCCCCCCGAGGUGCAGAGGGAGCGGGAGCAGUUCCUGGGGCAGCGGGACCGGGACGGGGACGGCCGAUUGGGACCCCACGAGGUCAAACUUUGGCUCCGACCCCCCAGCCCCGACUGGGCGGGGGUCGAGGCCGCCCAUCUGCUGCACCACGCUGACCAGGACGGGGUGAGGGGCGUUUGGGGGGACUGGGCAGCUGACGCGGAGGAGAUUUUGGGGCAGUUCGAGCUCUUCGUGGGCAGCAAAGCCACGGAUUUUGGGCAGGACCUGCACAGACCCCACGAUGAACUCUGAGAAAACUCCCCCGGGACCCCCCAAA